GAAGUAUCUGCGCGUCUAGCUUGCUCACACUACCAUUGUCUUCUCCAGCCCUGUGUUCUGCGUGUGGCUAGUGCUGUUCAUUGUGGAGACGGUGUCAAGCUACAUCACAAGCUGAUGGAGGCUCUGUUGAUCUGGUAAUUCUUUGGAGAUCCCUUCGUCCUGAUCUCUGAAGUUUGGGCACUUGGGAGAACGCUGUUCUUGAGGUUGAGGGCUCCGAGGUUGCGUUCACUGUCUUGGAUUUCAUCACUGUUUUGAUUGCCUGCUAGGCUGCUUUGACCACCACAGUUGGCAACACCAGAUAGCAGUAAAUGGAGGCGACCGGGCUGAGUAUUGGCAAGUCCGUUUUGAGCGGGGCGCUCAGCUAUGCCAAAUCCGCCAUGGCUGAGGAGGUGGCUCUGCAGCUUGGAGUUCAGCGUGAUCAUGUCUUCAUCACCGAUGAGCUGGAGAUGAUGCAGUCAUUCCUGAUGGCUGCGCAUGAUGAUCGAGACGACAAUAUGGUGGUCAGGACUUGGGUGAAACAAGUCCGCAACGUGUCCUACAACGUCGAGGACUGUCUCCAGGAUUUUGCCGUUCGUCUUGAGAAGCAGUCUUGGUGGCGCAUCCCUCGCACGGUGCGAGCCCGGCGUCAUGUGGCGAAGCAGAUGAAGGACCUCAGAGUCAAGGUGGAGGAUGUCAGCCAGAGGAACCAACGGUACCACCUCAUCAAGGGCUCUAGCUCCAAGCCUACCUCCGCUGUUGGGCAGGCUACCAUCUCCAGUAGGUUGACUUUGUCGGCUGAUGAUGAAGCAAGGUGGCAGCACAAUAGGGCAAAAAUGGAUCUUGUUGGACUGAUCAACAACAACGAUGACGACCUUGCUGUGAUAGCAGUAUGGGAAACAAGUACUGAUGAUCUAGGUGACAUGCAAUCCAUCGUCAGAAGUGUGUAUGAAGAUCCCAAGAUACGUAAAAAGUUUGAGUGCCAUGCCUGGAUCAGGUUUAUGCUUCCUUUCAAUCCAAUAGAUUUCAUCCAGAGCAUUCUUAAGCAAUUCUAUGUUAAUUGUCUUCUGGAGGCAAGGGAAGAAGAAAAAGUAGGUCGCUGGGCCCAAAUUCUGAAAUUGAUGGGGACACCCAACAAUGAUGAUUUGCCUCAUGAGUUCAGGACUUAUCUGAAUGAAAAGAGUUAUCUGAUUGUGCUCGAGGAUGUACACACCAUUGAAGAGUGGAACUACAUUACAACAUGGUUCCCAAGAAACAAGAAAGGGAGCAGAAUAUUGGUGUCCACAAAGGAUGUUAAAGUUGCAAACUUGUGCAUAGGGGACGACAACGGAGCACCAGAGCAUAAGCAAUUAUUGGAUAAUCACACAGUUCAUGCUUUCUACAAGAAGGGUUUUCAAGAUGGAAAAAUUUCAGAGGAGGCAGGGUUUAGCUCAGAUAUCAUCUCCGAAGAUACUGAUAGCUCCAGACACAUGGAAGUGCAGGGAUUUGAUAGCUUAGAGGAAUCUCAGCUCAUCGGGCGAGAAUCUGAAAAGGAGAAAAUCAUCCAACUUUUUUCACACAAUAGUGAGCAACAGGUUAAGGUGAUCUCAUUGUGGGGAAUGGGUGGCGUCGGAAAAACCACACUAGUCAGAGACAUGUACCAAAGAAAAGAGAUUAGUGGCAUGUUUGAGAAGCGUGCUUGUGUCACAGUCAUGCAUCCUUUCAAUUGCAUUGAUCUUCUUCAGAGCUUAGUUGUGCAAUUAAGAGACAAGAAGGAAGAAACAGAUCUAGCCACAUGUUUGAAACAAAAGAGAUAUUUUCUUAUCAUUGAUGAUCUAUCAUCCACAACGGAGUGGGAUGCUAUAAAAGUGCACCUACCAGAAAUAGCAGGAAGCUGUAUCAUAAUCACUACACGGGAAAAGAAUAUUGCUGAGCAUUGUUCCAAGGUGGAAACAGACUAUAUAAUCCAGCUCAACAAUCUAAGUCCUGAUGAUGCAUGUAUCCUCUUCACUAAAAAGGUAUUUGAGAAGACCAUAAAUUUGGAUGAGCAGUACCCAGAUCUGGUUGAACAAGCAAAACUGAUCUUGAGGAAGUGCGGAGGGCUCCCCCUUGCACUAAUCACCAUAGGUGGGUUCUUGGCAAAGCAACCAAAAACUGCUUUUGAAUGGAGAAAACUGAAUGAGCAUAUCAGUGCUGAGCUGGAGAUGAAUCCUAACCUUGAGACUAUAAAAGCAGUCCUUAUGAAAAGCUAUGAUGGUUUACCAUAUUACCUCAAGGCUUGUUUCUUGUAUCUGGCCAUCUUUCCUGAAGGCCAGCAAAUUGCACGGAGACGCUUAGUACAUCGAUGGCUUGCAGAGGGUUACUCAAGAGAGGUGCGUGGCAAAUCUGUAGAGGAAGUAUUGGACUCUUACUUCACGGAACUCAUAAGCAGGAGCAUGAUUCUGCCAUCUCAACAGUCAAUUUAUAGUAGGAAAGGAAUUGAUUCCUGCCAUGUCCAUGAUCUCAUUCGUGAAAUUGCCAUCUCAAAGUCUAUGGAGGAAAAUCUUGUUUUCACAUUGGAGGAAGGCUGCAGCUUAAGUAACCAAGGUACAGUACGUCAUCUUGUUGUAAGCAGCAACUGGAAAGGUGAUCAGUGUGAGUUUGAGAAUGUCGUAGACUUAUUCCAUGUACGAUCAUUGACAGUGUUUGGAAAUUGGAGGCCGUUUUACAUUUCUGAUAAGAUGAGAUUGCUACGAGUGCUGGAUUUGGAAGGCAAGUGGGAUUUAGUUGAUCAUCACCUUAAGCACAUUGGGAAGCUUAUACAUCUUAGAUAUCUUUCUAUAAGGGGACAUGCUGAGAUAUUUCACCUGCCAAAUUCGUUGGGGAACCUAAAACAACUCCAGACACUAGAUAUCUCAGGUACAGGCAUAAUAAAGCUACCAAGGACCAUCAUCAAGCUUGUGAAUAUGCAACACAUUCUUGCUAGUGACAUAGGAAAGGCAACUCGUGGUACAUUUGAAGAUGCUGAUGAGCAGUCGCUAAUGAGUUUGCCUGUACAGUCAUUGUAUUGUUGUUUGCCAUGUUGUGCACCCAAUAUUUUGGAAGAUGAACUUGAACUUGACGAUGGUGCACUUAAAAGGCAUGAUGUAUGCACUACGUACUGCUGCAGCAUAUUACCUUAUUGUGCAGCAGGACGAAAUCAAGGUGGUGUUGAAGCGCCAAGAUGGAUUUGGAAACUAAAGGCGUUGCACACACUUCGUACCGUGGACAUAUCAGUGGGGAAGACUGUUCUCCAAGAUAUAAAGAGGUUGACCCGGUUACGCAAGUUAGGAUUGGCAGGCAUCAACAAGAGAAACAGUCAAGAGUUGUGUUCAGCAAUUGCUUGUCUCAACAGCCUGGUGUCAUUGUCACUGCAAUCACAUGGAGAGACAGGUUUAUCAGGCUGCUUAGAUGGGUUGUCGUCACCUCCAGAAAACCUGCAAAGCCUCAAAUUGAGAGGCAACCUGGUUAAACUGCCGGAGUGGAUCCAGGGCCUCAAAAAUCUAGUGAAGCUGAAGCUGGAGUGGUCGAGGAUAUUAGAACAUGAUGCAGCCAUACAAGUCCUUGGGAACCUACCAAACCUGGCCACCCUACGGCUACUGUAUGACUCGUUUGUUGGUGAAGAGGUCCGUUUGAGUUUCCCUUCGGAGUCAUUCCCGAGCCUGAAGGUGCUUCAGCUGAAAUUUAAACAAAAACUUAAGCUGGUGGAAUUUGAAGAAGGAGCAGUCCCUAAGCUCGAGUUCCUGCAGUAUAUUCAUGGGAUAUCAGGGAUGGAUUGUUCUCUGGAUUAUGACAUCUCUGAAGCCUGAAAGAAUUUAUGCUGCAUACGUAUCACUGGCAGGAGACUGAGUUCGUGGAGCACUUUCGAGGCCAGCUCGCAGAGAAUAUAAACGGACCCGUUUUGAAGAGUUGGGAGUACGGACGUAUUAUUAGGUCCCUCCCUCGUAGUAGUAUGUCCUUUGAUUGAGUUGAUGUAAGCUGCUACUCCCUUUUGUGUGUGUCUGUGCACGGUGGUACAAUAGCAAAUGGCACCCGUCCUUCUGUUCAUCCGUCAUGACUGUUUGAUGUCUAUGUCUGUGUGAGCACAGUUGAGGCAAUUGUAAAUUUUCAUGUGAUAUUCUAGGAAGCAGAACAGGUGCUGACAA
Messenger RNA from Triticum dicoccoides, 4118 nucleotides. Its product is annotated as disease resistance protein Pik-2-like. NCBI's taxonomy places the organism in Eukaryota, Viridiplantae, Streptophyta, Magnoliopsida, Poales, Poaceae. The transcript has 5 exons. Gene Ontology annotation, biological process: defense response to other organism. Gene Ontology annotation, molecular function: ADP binding. The coding region runs from base 309 to 3782 and encodes 1157 amino acids. The record is from RefSeq and is a predicted model, not a curated record.